UUAUUCUUAUUCUGAGUAUCCUUUUCAAGUUUCAUUUAUUUUCAGAGCUUUCAUUUUGACGCAUUGAUUGUCGACGGACAUACCAACGUAUCUAUUGUUCAGUGUAGGUUGGUUUGGAGCUCAGCAAAGUAAAAAAGUGCAAGAGAUGGAAUUAGCACCUUCGUUACUACUAGGUCUCUGCGGGUUUAGUUUGAAGGCUUGCCAGAGGCUAGCUUUCAAAAAGCUUCAAGAUGACGAUACAAAACACAAAACGCUGUUGCAUCUAAUCGUAAGCCGUAUUGACCAAGUCGCGUUACUAAUCAAGAAUCAGAAAAAAUGGCAGCUUAAAACAAGUUUGCAAGAGUUUCAAACAGGCCUGAAAUAUUUGGAGAAGGAGUUAAACAACCAAAAUCGUGACCAGGUGGAAAAGACACCGCGUGCAGAAUUGAAAAUAAAUGACACUUUUGUAGAAGCAUCUUUGCUGACAGAGACCAUGACACAUUUAUCAAAGCUGGCUGACCUCGAUGAAGCAGCCGAAGGACUUAAGGAUGCCCGGAAAAUGUUCGAGAAGGCUUGUGAUAAUGCAAGGGCUGCUUUUAAUAGCGAUGGCCUUUCAACAGCUGAGCAGAUUCUUGCUGCCAAUGUUGGCGUUACGGCUGCCAUACUGACAAAGAUUAAAGAUCCCUCGAGGGCACUACCGGUAUGUGAAAUUUGGCUUGGUGAUCUUAAUAAAAUGGAAAGGGUCAAGGAAAUUUUUAGACAAAUCUUUAGAAGCGGAAAAAAAGAUCCCUUCAGAGGCGACGAACACAUCAAAAACUGUUUCUUGGGUGUGUAUCACACUAAUAGCGUCGUUUACGAAAUUAGCCGAAUUGCUGAAAUUGCUGACAAACCCAACGAACUUUGUUGGAUUUGGCCCUUCAUUGAGGUGGAAAAGAAGAAAGUCGACCCAUUGCGCGACAUAAGAAUUUUUGAAACGCUUUCUAAAAAUCGUGAUACGGAGCGCUAUUGCUUUCCAUGGUCAUUUGGUCAAGGCCCCGAAAAAGAAAAAAAGUUGAAGGUUGCACAAGACAUUGCCAUAAACAAAGAGGGACAUUUCAUAGUAGUAGACAAAGGUGAUCAGAUGGUUAAAAUUUUCGACGAAAAGGGCAUCUUUUUGCGCUCUUUCCAACCCCUCAGUCGUCGAUUGGCUGACGAAGAUGUCUGUGGUGUAAGUACUGAUCACGAAGAUAAUCUGUUCGUGCUGAUCAUGAUAGAUAAAUAUCACCACGAAGUCCGUGUGUUUGAUCAAAACGGUAACUUGAAAAGCAGGUUUCGCUUGAGGGAAGGAUCAGUACGCCGCUCGCUGGUCGCCAAUGACAACAAGGAAAUCCUUGUCAUUAACGAGGAACCUGCAUCGAAUCGAUGUGUGGUGGAACUUUAUGCGCAUAAGAACGGCCGGUACGUCCGCAGCAUUGUGCCGGAAGACCCAGCAGAGCCCAGUGAACCUGAAGAGGCAAAUGGAUUAAAGAGUCCAAAUGAAGAAGACCCUAAAGAGCCCAAAGCACAGAAAGAGACAGAUCGUUCUGACAGCACCCCUAAAGGCGCCAGGAAAUCUAAAGAGCCUGAAGACAAAGACACAAAAGAGCAAAAGAAGUCCCAAGAGUCAAACGCCCCCUUGAAACCAAAAGAUAUAGCUAUUACUGAUAAUGGAAUCGUAUUGGUAUUGAACGACGAUGGUAGCGUGAAAAAAUUCGGUGAAAAAACACAGCCGCAUCAAAUGUACGAAGAAAUUAAAGCAAAGGGAAGUGAAACUAUAGCAUUCCAUUCCCCGAGCAAACAUGUCCUCAUUGCGAACAGAUCAGAUGGAAUCGUACAAGUUUCAGUGUUCAGUGAAUGCAGCGAACUAGUAACCAGUUUUCAUGUAUACGAGGAUAAGGAUGUCCAGGAGAAAAAGGAAUAUAUUGCACCAAGGAUUGCAGUGACUGCGGAUGGUCGCAUCGCUGUGCUCAAUGGAUUUGCAGGCGAAAGUAAAGUAACUGUUGUUUAAAAAAACCGUCACUUCGUUUUGACACCAGGCUAAUCUCAGAACCUGACUUAAACCCAGAACUCCUGGUUGGUUUGGAGUGACAAAAAUUGUCAGUGUUUUAAUGAUAGAAAUCCUGAAAAGCCGCGAACAUCUUAGUGACAUUUUUUUUCUUUAAAGUACUGAUCCAUUUCGUAGACAAUCCCUUUGGAUUCUUAGAAAUACCGGAAGGUAAACAAACGUAUUGAAGGCACCGCUUCGAAUUACUUUAUUUGCAUAUGCACUAGGCCUGCUUUAUAUAUUUUCUUGUACACCAUAGAUAAAAGUACCAUUAUUAAUAUGUACAACUGAUCAGCCGAUCUCUAUAUCAUUGUCUAUUUUAGGUCUCAACGAAAUUUGGUAGAAAGCGAUUUUUUUUAGAAACAGCGACGCUCAAAAGUCACUUUUAAAGUGCUUAUUCAGCUCAAAGUUAAUUUAUUCUGACUUAGUUGAAAAAUUUUUAGAGCAGCAAUCGCAUAUUAGAAACGUCAUGAUCUUCUAGGGUGGAAAAAUGUUACACGUAUAGAUUCCACAAUUUUUACUUUAAGGUCGCACAAAAGUUUCGUAUAAAAGUAAAUUUUCUUCAUUUUAAGAUAGUACUUUCUUGUCCCGUAGUGUGCUUGACAACGUGUGCCGUCUGUGCAUCUAAACCACGCAUACGCUUGUAAACUGGCGACUGCGAUUGCCAACGAGGGUUCAACGUGCAGUCCUGAAUAAACCACGUUCUUUUUUGCCUUUAA
Pocillopora damicornis (cauliflower coral) is the source of this 2760-nucleotide messenger RNA. RefSeq lists its product as uncharacterized. NCBI's taxonomy places the organism in Eukaryota, Metazoa, Cnidaria, Anthozoa, Scleractinia, Pocilloporidae. The record is from RefSeq and is a predicted model, not a curated record.